Pseudopipra pipra is the source of this 6005-nucleotide messenger RNA. RefSeq names its product shieldin complex subunit 2 (gene SHLD2). Gene Ontology annotation, cellular component: nucleus; site of double-strand break. NCBI's taxonomy places the organism in Eukaryota, Metazoa, Chordata, Aves, Passeriformes, Pipridae. Gene Ontology annotation, biological process: regulation of double-strand break repair via homologous recombination. The record is from RefSeq and is a predicted model, not a curated record. The transcript has 10 exons. The coding region runs from base 3054 to 5735 and encodes 893 amino acids.
CCCCGCUCGGCCCCGGCCCGGCCCCUUCCCCCCUUCCCUCCCCUCCUUCCCUUCCCCUUCCUCCGGCACGGCCCUGCCUCCCCGCGCCGGGGGAGCCGCGCCGCUGCCCCGGGGCCGGGAGCGCUGCGGCCCGUGCGGAACCCAGCGCAGGUCGCUGUCACACGCUGCCCUUCAGCCGGGGGGAAAACGGGACCUGUCUCGGCGCGAGUGCAGCUGCGAGCGGGGCUGUGUUCACACCGAGCAGGGUACAGUGCUCGCAGGGAAAGCUGCCGGGAUAACCCGGCUUACCCACGUGUGUUCAGGUGCCCCCUGGCAGGAGGGGACAGAGGCUGCAGGUGGAGCUGUUGGCAUGGCAGCUUUCAGGGAACCACCGAGGCACUGGGGCUGGAAGAGACCUCUGAGUUUUGCCUGCUUCGUGUCGUCAACUGUUGGCCUUUUGUUGGGUGUUGGUCUAUUAAAAUCCGUGUUUUUUAUGUAGUUCGGGUAUUUACAUCUCUAAGACUAUUGCUUUAAACUGUGCAAGGUCUGCUUUCAGAGCGUGGGUGACAGUGUGUUGUACUAUUGAACCAUGUUCGUUUUAUAAGUAUGAGUCAUUUUCUGUAGGUUUGGGCUGCUAAUUGGAAAAUACAGUGGGGUGUUUCUCUUUUUAGGCUUGUGGGAGGCCAAUGCCCUUAGGGCAGGAAUAACCAGGAAGUUGAUUUAUCUCUAUGAGAAUCUCUAACCACUGUGGACAUCCAAGGCUACAAGGCUUGUGGGCAAGUAGUUUAAUGUGUAUUUGUUAGCAGGAAGCUUAGUCAUAGAAUUUUUGAGCAUACAUAAACUCUUUGGGCAAUUGAUACUCAGUUUUUAUCUUGAUAUAAUGUGGUUCUCUGUCUCAAGAUUCAAAAGAAUUUGUCCUAAGGUUCACUAAUAAGACUGCUUCUUAUCUGUAAUGAGGAUGGUUUAUAACUGUAGCCUAAAGAACAGAGAUCCUUGAUAGUAAGUGAUAUGGAAAAUAAAACAAGAAAGGAGUUUGUUCUUAGCCCGGUUUGUUCUUUGGAUGUUCCCACAGGGCUUCAGAUACAAACUACUGAUUUGCUUUUCUGUCAAUACUCUAGGUGGUUCAUGGAAAAGUUCUAUUUUGGUGUUAAUUUUGAGGUCAUGGGGUUGCAGUGUUCUCAGUGGUUGUAUCAGCUUUGAGGUACUGUUUGAUUUCAGUCAUCUGCAGGUUCUCGUUAGUCAAAUCUCAAUUUCUCUGCAAGUUCUUGAAUUUUUCUUAGGAAAGAAGGUGGUGAAAGGUCUUGUGGCAAUUAGUCCUUAUAAGCUAAUUAUUUUCACCUCGUUCCAUUGGUUAGAAUGCCAUUUCACAUACACAAAGGUUAAAUGAAAAAUAUGAUUAGCCAGUUUGGUCAAGCAUGUAGAGGUAUAUCUUAAGGUUAAUGUGCUUAGCUCUUAUCCUGCUUUCAGCUGUGGUCUCUCUGAUUUACGAGCUUCACUUAAUUAUCAGCUGCUUGCAAUAUCAGGCUGUGUUUGCAGUACACAUUUGGGGGUGUAUUUGAGACUAAGUAUGGAACAUGAUAGUGAAGAGAGCCAAGUGGAUCUCUACAGAGGUUCAAUCACACAACUGUAUUUGGAGCAAUGCAAAUACACCAAAGCCACCCUCCCUUCUGAACAGGACUGGAUUUUUGACUAAAUAUUCAACAAGCUCUGUGCUGAAUGCUGAGAAUAAUUAAAUCAGGAUGUUAAUUUUCUUAGCCUUUAAAUGUUAAGAUAGAAGAUAACUAGGGAUUUUUGUUUGCACAUUUUUAUGACUGAAAUAAUGUGUACAGUUUACAGGCAGUUUACCAAACUCCAUACCAUAUUUCUGUUUGAUGCAAGUCCCUUCUGGAGACAAGAGGAAUGACACUGCCUGAGGCUAUCCAAGAAGAGCAACAGAAGUCAUGUCAUAUACUCCAUUCCAGUAUUGUUAUGUGGUGAGUUCUGAUGUCACAGCAGAAUAUACCUCACUGCCUCAGGACUUAAAGUAACUCGUAACAUUUUUGAAAACUAAGGCUUAACCAUGUGGGUAUGUUCUACAGAACACUAUAUAAGCUGGAUUAGCUCUUGAAUUUUUUCUGGCAUUCUCUACAUCUGCAGAAGUACCUAUUGCAGCAACUUCUGUUAGCAAUAACACUCCCAAAACAUGUAGCUAGACAUCAGCAUUUUAAUGAACUCUCGUAGCUGUAGCUGCAUAUUUUAAAAUUAUAUUUGUAAUUAUAUAGCAGAAAUUUAAAAAAAUAGAAGGUCUUUUGUGCUGUGUAAGGUGGGCUUAUUUUAAAGUAGCUAGAAAAGCUACUUCUUGAGUCGUGUGAUACUGCUUAAAUGAAUUAAAGCAAAUUCUAAAUCACCUGCUCAAAUUUCACUGACCUCUUAGUGCUUAUUAAAUAAUUAUAAUUUAUUAGUAGUAGCCCGAACACUUCAGUUUCUUAAACCAAUCACUUAAUAUAGUGGUUGUAAAACAGCGUGUAAAAUAUUGCAUUACUAGCAAACUUUAAUUUUAAAUGGCUCUAGUGUUUUUAAUCAUUUAGUUGAAACUCUAAUUUUCUGGGAGAUGAAAUUAUCUCCUAACUGUGCUGUGAAAGUUUCUUGCAGGCAUUUAUUUCACAUGAAUUAAAAUCAAAGUACUGAAUAAUGAAUUCACAUAUGACUGUUGAAUUAGCAAUAAUAAAUGAAGAUAAAUAGCUCGAUAAUUAAACUUAAUUUUAACUUCACUAUAAUGUGUUUCAGAAUAUCAGAAUCAGAAACUAGGGAGUACUGUAAUUUAUUUUUCUAUGCAAGUUUGACACAAGAAAUAAAUAUUAAAUAUUUUUAAAAUAACUUCCAUUUUUUUAGAUAUUGUACAUUUAUUUUUAUAGGCUUUAAGUAGUAAAGUAGUGUUUUUACCAGUUAAACUGUGAAAUGCUCCUUUAAAUUUUAUGUAUUUUUAAAGUUGUUAAGAGAAAGUAAAAUAUUUUUUUUUGCAUUUGCUGAUAUUUAUUAUUGUGCUUAUUGCAUAAGCCACGUUAUUUAAAGUCAAACUUGCACAGCAGUCAGAAAUGUCAAAAAGACCUCAGAUUCAUGUUUUUGUGGGAGCACCCCAUAUUCCAGGCCCACUGGAGGUGUUAGAGCAAAGUAGUUCAGCACCUACUGCUGAAAAAUGGAGAGAGCUGCACUAUUUGUGUGAUGCACAUGGCCUUUUUUCUGAAAAAGUCCAAGGUGCUGCUGGCCCCUCAGUGUUCCAGGCAGGAAACUCCGUAGUCAGAGCAGUUCCUACAAGAGAUGGCAGCACUCAGCAGCCUGAACAGGGAAGGUCAGUGGCAGCAAAAGAAUGUUUGACAUCUCUUGUACCCGUGGCAGUAAGUUGUGCCAGCACACCUAAAGAGACCGAAAGUUUAACUUAUUCUGAUUGUCAGAUAUCUAAGGAUAGAUACACACCUGCAAAUGUAAAUCAGGCUGCAGAUCAGCACCUUCCACAGAACUUUACAGAAUCAGCUGGACAAGACAAACCAUCGCGUGGCUGCUGUUCAGACCUCACGGAGAGCAAAGCCGGUCGCUCAGAAGUGAACGGCGCCGACAUUUCCGAGUUGGUUGCCAGUACGAAGCAGAUCAGCAUAAAUCUGUCUGUGGGACUGCAGUCAGGUGACAGAAGUGAUCAUCAUGAACAUCUAGGCCAAUAUCUGGAUACGGUUUUCCGAAAAAGUCAAGGGUCAAAACCAGAAGCGCCAAACGGUUGUUCGAACUUCGCAGUGUCAACAGAUACUGAGUUUCGCAGUGUAGUGACAUCAAGUCAGAUGGCUGUUCUUGCACAGGAGCAGGGUGAGAUGCUGGAAAGAAUCAUAAAACUGUCAGAAACAGAAGGAGGAAAAAAACCUGAAGAAAGGCAGUAUGAUCACUUCCAGUUUGAUUCUGGUGUUGGAACGUGUACUAAUGUGGCUGAAAAUGAAUAUAAGGAAGACUAUACAAAUUCUCUUGAUCUUUUCAGUUCUGAGGAUGAUGGGAAAAAUGUUUGUUUUGAAGCUACAAAACAAGAAGGAAGUGCUCAGGAAAACAUAGGGAAAUUACAAGAAAUUGAAGUUCCUGCUGAGCCCUUGGUAAAUGAAAUCCAUAUUGAACCACUGAGCUCUGGAAUAUUGUGCUCUCAAGUAGACAGUUCUCAUAAGAACUCUUCUAAAAGACCCCGCAAGUGUGAAGAUUCCUUUCAUCUUUUUCACUCAGCAUUUAAAAGGCAGCUGGUAUCCAAGAGAGCUAAAUUGAAUUCUUCUCCACCUGGUCCUGGUACUAGAGUGGAUCAAGAGAGGAUGACAGAGUUCAAGAAACUUCAGAAGAAACUAUCAUCACUUAAGAAUUGCUGCUGCAAAAAUCAAAAGUACAAUGUUUUGGUCACAGUAGUACAUCCUUGUCAUAUCAAAGAAAUACAAAUAAAGACUAGACCAAAAUCACCAUGUAAAGUUCCUGUAGCAACAAUUGUUGUUAUUGACCAGUCAGAAACUGAGAGAAAGGUGGUGCUGUGGCGUGGUGCUGCAUUUUGGUCCCUCACUGUGUUUCCUGGGGAUGUUGUGCUGCUUACAGAUAUAAUAAUGUAUGAGGAUCUUUGGUGUGGAGAAAUCAUGCUUCAAUCUACAUUUACCAGCCAGUUACUGAAUCUGGGGAACUGCUCAACUCUCAAUCCAGAAGAAUUUUAUCCUUUAGGGGAUUAUGGUGUUCUCCGUGGCUUAUUGGCGUACAUAUCAUCAGAAUUUCCACACUUGAGAGACAUUCCACAAAGACAAGUUCAGAGACUGGAUAGUGUUCAGUACAUGCAGCUAGAUCAGCUCCAGCCAAACACAUUGGUGCACUCAAUCCUGAAAAUUAUCGACAUUGCUGUAUUAACAGAAUCUGUGUAUAACUACAAAGGUGGCAGGCAAAGAAAAAUUAUUCUGACAGUAGAACAGAACAGAGAUCAACGCUAUAGGAUGGUUCUGUGGGGAGCAGGGGCUGCCUGGUGCCCUCAGCUUCAAAGGAAAAAAGAUCACAUAUGGGACUUCAAAUACCUUCUGGUCCAACGUAGUUCUGUCUCAGGUGACUUGGAACUGCACACAACUCCAUGGUCAUCCUGUGAGUGCUUGUUUGAUGAUGACAAAAGGGCAAUUGAAUUUAAAGAAAAGUUUCAGAAAAGCCAAACAUCCCUCACGCAGUUGACAAAGCUCUCUGCACACUUGGAGGAAAAAUGCUCAGGAGUGAUUCAAGUGAAAGCCCAUAUCUUAGAAUUGAAGUUCACCAUUUCAACUGGUCAGUACAAGCAACUCAUCUUCUCUGCUGACACUUCACUGGAGUGUGUUUUGGCUUCUCUGCCUAUGAUUACAUAUUCAGGUUGUGCCAAAUGUGGUUUGGAACUGCAGGCAGAUGAGAACAUGAUCUACAAGCAAUGUGUUAGAUGUUUGCCACACAACAAAGUAAAAACAUUCUACAGACCUGCUCUGAUGACAGUAGAAGAUGAAGGAUAUGAAAUUUGUGUUCAUGUCGUGUCUGAGUUGAUGGAAAAAAUCUUCCUCAAUAUUCCUGCAGACUGGCUGAACAGAUUACUAGUGCCCUCCUCAGAUAUAACCUACAGCACAGUAGUAGCAGAUCUGUGUCAUUCGCUGCUAACAGAUACAGAAGCAUCCUAUUUGUUGGAAAUCAGGAGCCAUUUUGUGCUAGAUGAGAACAGCUACCCUUUGCAAAAGGAUUUCCAUCUGCUAAAUUUUCAUCCUGAUCUUUGAAGUACUGACCUCUGCGGUAACUGAGUAACAAAGACCGUAAGAACACACAGAUGGUAAUCAGAAGAAAAACGAGUUAGGUGAAGGAAGGAAAUAUCUUAAAAAAAAUUACAAUAAAGGACUUUAAUCUUAACUUAUGAAAAAAGCAAAACCACCUAAAGGACUGAUAUGGAAUAUGUGCUAAUAGUAUAUACUGCUGCUGUAAUACUGGUGAAUUGUCAUAAAGUAUAUUUUUAUACCUGUAUUUUUAUCUUAAUAAACUCUUCCUGGAUA